AUGCGCCCAAAGGACCGCCGCGGAUUUAACAUCGCCAUUUUCUGCGCACUUCCAAUAGAGGCGGAUGCCGUUACCGAGCUGUUCGAUGAAAUCUAUGACCACCAGUACGGCAAACACCCCAGUGACACAAACUCCUAUACAGUGGGAAAAAUAUGGACACACAAUGUUGUCCUGUGCCAUAUGCCCGGAAUGGGAAAGGUAAGUGCUUCGAGCGUGGCGGCUCAUAUGAAGUCCAGCUACACUGAAGUCCGUCUCGCGUUGGUCGUUGGUAUCUGUGGGGGAGUUCCUGUGCUGCCGUCCAGCGAGACUCCCAUUUUUUUAGGCGAUGUCAUUAUCAGCAAUGCGGUGGUCCAAUAUGAUUAUGGUCGACAAUACCCAGACGGGAUUCAGCGAAGGCAAGGCGUCACACAGACAUUAGGAAGGCCAAAUCAAGAGAUCCGAGGUCUGCAGAAUCUAUUGGAAACCCACCGGGCACGCAACAACCUCCAGAAUGACAUUAUCCAGCAUCUCGAGGGACUGGAACAAUCACGGCCAAUUUGGAAAUAUCCAGGCAAUACGUGCGAUGUGCUAUUUGGGGCUUCUAAUCAUCACAAGCAUCAUCGGCAGGCUGCUUCCGUGGAAUGCUUAUGUUUCAACACUGGGACCCCUGGUCAGAUAUGUCAGGAGGCUCAAAGGAGUAGUUGCGACAGCUUAGGGUGUGACGAGAAGGGCAUUAUCCGUCGCCGACCUGAUAUGCAUACAACCACGCCAUCAGUUCACAUUGGAACUAUUGCCUCUGGUGACAUGGUCAUGAAGUCUGGAGAGCAUCGUGACAGGCUGGCAAAUGAUGAUAGCGUCGCUGGCUUCGACAUGGAAGGAGCAGGGGUAUGGGAUGCAUUGCCAUGCAUCAUUAUCAAGGGCGUAUGUGACUAUGCAGAUAGCCACAAGGAUAAAAGGUGGCAAGCAUAUGCCGCAGCAACUGGCGCAGCAAGCGCAAAAGCUUUCUUGCGGCUUUGGAAUCCUGCCUCCAACGAAGGUACUAAGCUAAAAAGUCCUCACUGGAUGGUUCCUUUUGGCAGAAAUUUCCAAUUUGUUGGCCGUCAGAAUGAGAUUGCGGAGCUAGAAAGAUUGAUGAUAGAAAGGCAAGGCCCAAGCAAGAUCGCGAUUAGCGGAUUGGGAGGGGUUGGAAAGACCCACGUUGCACUGGAGCUAGCUUAUCGUGUUCGAGAAAGAGAUGCUGAGUGCUCAGUUUUCUGGAUCCCAUGUACUAGCCCUGAGAUCAUUGAGCAGACUUACAUGGACAUCGCCCAGAUACUUGGGAUGCAAGACGUUAAACCAGCAGAAGCAAAAGAGCAAGUCAUGGCAUAUCUUCGUCAUAAGGACGAUCUGAAGUGGCUGCUUAUCUUUGACAACGCAGAUGACAUGGAUAUGUGGACCAAGGGGAGCAACGGUGCUCCAGCACUUAAGGACCUGAUACCUCAAACCGACCAAGGUCGGAUCAUCUUUACUACUCGUAAUAAAAAGCUGGCGGUAAAGCUGGCCUCCCGUGAGAUCUCGAUCCCCGAGGUAGAUGAGGAAACUGGUGUUAAGAUGCUGGAAACGGCACUGCCUGGGGAAGACUUGUCCAAAGACCACGAAACCGCCGUGGCCCUUUUGAGCCAGCUGACCUUCCUGCCCUUAGCAAUCAUGCAAGCAGCGGCAUUCAUCAAGGAAAACAGCAUCAGCCUCGAAGACUAUCUAACUCUGCUACAGGAGCAGGAACCAGAGGUGGUGGAGCUCUUAAGUGAGGAUUUUGAGACAGAAGGGCGUUAUCAGGAUGUCCCCAACCCGGUAGCAACUACCUGGUUAGUUUCAUUUCAGCAAAUCCAGCAGAUCGAUCAACUGGCUGCUGAGUAUCUCUCGUUCAUGGCUUGCGUCAACCCACGAAAUAUACCACAGUCCCUCUUGCCACCAGCCAAGUCCAAGUUAAAGAUGGUGAAGGCUUUAGGGCUUCUCAGUGCUUAUUCAUUUAUUUCUGACCAAGCCAAGGAUAGCCCUCUUAACCUUCAUCGACUUGUACAUCUAGCGACUCGCAACUGGAUGAGGAGAAACCAGCAAUUCAUGAGGUUUAUCUGCAAAACAGCAGACAGGCUAAGAGACAUUUUCCCGGAUAACAACCACACAAACCGGAUUCUUUGGAGGGCAUAUUUACCCCACGCAUUGGCUUUGUUAGAAGAGGAUGAAUUUAAAGAUCAGCAAGAACAAUACAUAGACUUGCUUGAAACUGUUGGGGACUGUCUGGUCAGUGACGGAAGAUACAAUGAGGCAGAAGCGCUGCUCUGCGACGUCAGGGACAUACGGCAGAAGCAAAAUGGGGAAGCACACCUUUCAACUCUGACCAGCAUGAGCAAAUUAGCAUCAGCAUACUUUGGCCAAGGUCGAUACACCGAAGCGAAGGCGCUCAAUAUUCAUGUGUUAGAGACCAGAAACCAGAUACUGGGUCCAGACCACCCUGAUACCCUGACCACUAUGACUGGCCUAGCAGCGAUAGACCGGCAGCAAGGACACUUUACACAAGCAGAAGGGCUCAUUGUGAAGGUACUGGACAGUCAGAACAGAGCGCUAGGUUCUGAACACCCCUCGACUCUGACCAGUACCUCCGGACUGGCAUCAGUUUACAUGAUGCAAGGACGAUAUAGACAAGCCGAAGAGCUGUUUACGCAAACGAUGGAGAGAAUGAAGAAGGUGCUGGGCCCUGAGCAUCCUACUACUUUGUCUACUACGAAUAGCUUAGCCACCCUAUUCAGAACCUGGGGGGCAAAAACCCGAUUGAAACUAGCGGAAGAGCUGGAGAAGCAAAUGAUUGAGGUCCUGAAGAAAGCAUUAGGCCCCAGACAUCCAAGAACCCUGACCGGUAUGAAUAACCUGGCAUUGACAUACUGGUACCAAGAGAAAUGGCAGCAAGCAGAAGAGCUCGGGGCAGAAGUCAUUGAGGCCAAAGGACAAAUGCUUGGAUGGGAACAUCCAUUCACUCUGACCAGUAUGAAUAACCUGGCAUUAACAUAUUCCCAGCAGGCCAAAUGGAAUCAGGCAGAGGAGCUGAUGACCCAGACACUGGAAAGCCGGAAGAAAACAUUAGGCUCUGAGCAUUUUGACACGAUAACCAGCAUGUUGAACCUCGCUCAUAUUUGGAGACAAACGGGCAGACACAGCGAUUCCAUUCGAUCCCUGGCUGAGUGUGUCCGACUCCGUGAGAAGCAGCUCGGUCCCAAGCAUCCUGAUACGUGUGUACCCAAUGUCUUCAGCACAAUCGGAUAUGUGACUGGCCUGAGCAGCUUAAACGGUUCGUGUGAUACUCGAUCUAGGAUUUGGACUGCAGUUAUCUCAUGCGCCUACAGUGGUCCUGCAAAAGGCUAUAUCGAAUCCUUAGAGCACCGGUUGCAUGAAACAGAGAACGUCUUGCUCAAAGUGCUCGCCCAGAUCUCGGACGCUCAACUGUCCGCCAGUAUCGCUCAAGGCCAGCAGGAUAGAACGAGAAACAGCAACGGUCACUUGUUAUACCCCCCAGUGCCCCGUCUAGGGAGAAGAGGCGCGGAGUACUGGAAAAGAUUUCCUCUGGAUACUCCCCACAAUGUCCGGGAAUGGCAAUAUGAUUGUCUAGACCAAGGGUUAGAACCUUCAACGCCUAGCAUCUCUGAUAAUAAUACCAGUCUGCAAUUAUCAGGAGCCGAGUUUGCUGAAGAGACGAUCCUUGAGCCAAACAAUCAACGCGAGCCAUCUGAAUACCCAUCUUCGGACCUAUCCCAGACUGAAUUGAACACCAAACGAGGUGAAAAUAACGGCGUACCACUUUCCCCUAAGACUACAAGCCCGUUACCCCCCAAUUCCAGCAGAGGACCUGGAAAGCCACCCCUUCCGAAAGCAAUUCGACCCAUCCAGAGUGAUGUAGGGCCUCAGACGAGGCGCCAUGCCGUACGGGCUCAGUCAGAAACCCUCGAAGGGCUCAGUAUCACGCCGCAGGAACCCAGCUUUUGGAGUGGGGCGCCGCCUGUCAACUUUCAACAACAGUUCCUCUGGUAG
Molecule: messenger RNA, 4038 nt
Organism: Aspergillus bombycis
Lineage: Eukaryota; Fungi; Ascomycota; Eurotiomycetes; Eurotiales; Aspergillaceae
Product: kinesin light chain
Exons: 3
Coding region: 1-4038 (1345 amino acids)
Biological process (GO): nucleoside metabolic process
Molecular function (GO): ADP binding; ATP hydrolysis activity; protein binding
Source: RefSeq, a predicted model, not a curated record